UAGUAACGAAUAGUCGAAUGUCAAUCACGAGCACCGCACUGGACUACAUUAUUCCAGGUUAGAGUCAUUUUAUAUAAAAAAUGUUAACAAUUGUGCGUGGAGUAUCGAAUAUACUUACAAAAAUUGCCUUUUCCACUCCAAGGACUGCUGCUUCAUAUCAUACAACAUGUAAAUUACCUUGUGCACAUACAGAACAGUCAACUGCUGACACUAAUGAAGCCGAUUCUGAGGAGCUUUCAGCUGCUCAACAAAAACUAAUUAAAAACGAUCGUUCGAAAGCGAUACCAGUGGAAACAUCAAUACGUUAUUUAAACAGUGAAGCAUAUAAAACUACAUACGGCACACGGUUCGUAUGGGAGGAAUACAGACGUAAUCAUAAAGGUCUCUUUGCUCCAAAGAAAACGCGAAAAACUUGCAUACGUCAAGGUGCAAUAUCCACGGGAAACCCUUGUCCUAUUUGCAGAGAUGAAUAUCUAAUACUAGAUCAUCGUAAUUUAGAACUAAUAAAACAAUUUAUUUCGCCACAUACCGGCGAAGUGCUCAGCUAUUCAAAAACUGGAUUGUGCCAGAAAAAACAUUUAGAAUUGUUGGUUGCAUUUGAAAGAGCAAAGGACUACGGCUUAAUUGCUUUCGAUGUACCUUUCCGCGAGUACGACUACAGUGAAUAUUACAGCAAACAAUAAAUAAAUAUCAACGUUAAUUGAAAUUUGUGUAUAAUUAAGUUAAAGUUAAGUACAAUAAGUUGCAGUAAGUAAUGGAAGAG
Messenger RNA from Teleopsis dalmanni, 763 nucleotides. It is a transcript of the gene mRpS18B, whose product is annotated as 28S ribosomal protein S18b, mitochondrial. The record is from RefSeq and is a predicted model, not a curated record. Gene Ontology annotation, cellular component: ribosome; mitochondrion. NCBI's taxonomy places the organism in Eukaryota, Metazoa, Arthropoda, Insecta, Diptera, Diopsidae. The coding region runs from base 81 to 683 and encodes 200 amino acids. Gene Ontology annotation, molecular function: structural constituent of ribosome. The transcript has 2 exons. Gene Ontology annotation, biological process: mitochondrial translation.